AUGGCAGACUCGCUCAAAGAUCAGCUCCUCGCUCUGGCUUCAACUGGAGACGUCAACAAAAUGAGAACCCUCUUAUCAACCAGCGAACAACGCCCAUCACAAGAAAUUAUCCAAGAGGCUCUGACAGCAGCCGUGAAGAACUACCAAUACGAUGCUGUACGUUACCUCUUGUUAAAGUCCCGCUCCACCCCUCUCAACGAGGAAGUCGUCCGAGCAGGUGUAAACACAGGUUCAAUCCCGCUUAUGCAGGCCUUGAUCACCAAGGAUCCAUCUGUGAUCAACAUGCAGUUCGACAUGCGGGGAACACCUCUCAUCGUUGCAUGCAUGGGUCGACAGCACGUCGACUUUCUACGCUUUCUUCUUGAGGCUGGGGCAGAUCCUAAUCAGGAGCCUGAUGCAGCUGCGUAUCCGCUUGCAUUGGUUGCAGCGCUGUACAAGGAUACUGCUGCCAUCGACCUGCUGUUGAAGUAUGGUGCCAAGAUCGAGAACUCAGGCGCUCUUGCAGCUGCGGCCAGGCGGGGCAAUGAGGUUAUGAUGCGGUAUCUACUGGAGAGGGGGGCUCGGCUUAAAACAGAUGGUACUUCGACGGCCACUAAUGAUUCGCCUCUUCGCGUGGCUGUCAGGGCUGGGCAUGUCGGUAUAGCUAGAAUAUUGAUGGAACAUGGAGCUGAUCCUAAAGCUACUGAUGGUACUGGUACUUCAGCUAUCCAGCUUGCUAAGCAGUUGCAGCAAGAGGGCAAGGCUACGUCAGAGAUGGUCGAGGCCCUGGAGGGCAAGUAG
Molecule: messenger RNA, 780 nt
Organism: Fusarium fujikuroi IMI 58289
Lineage: Eukaryota; Fungi; Ascomycota; Sordariomycetes; Hypocreales; Nectriaceae
Exons: 1
Coding region: 1-780 (259 amino acids)
Molecular function (GO): protein binding
Source: RefSeq, a predicted model, not a curated record